Molecule: messenger RNA, 1819 nt
Organism: Malaclemys terrapin pileata
Lineage: Eukaryota; Metazoa; Chordata; Testudines; Emydidae
Gene: TMEM69
Product: transmembrane protein 69
Exons: 3
Coding region: 6-1100 (364 amino acids)
Source: RefSeq, a predicted model, not a curated record
AACUGAUGCCUUUUAACCCCGCCUCGCCCACCCUCUCCGCGGCUGGAAAACUCGGGGCCAGGCGAGCUUUCCCUAACGCCCGAGACCUAAAACGACAAGCCCCCGAGGAACAGACAGUCCGGGGAGCAGGUCUCGCUGCCGGAGCGGAACUAGAGCGGCUGGCCCAGGUUCUGGGCUGGGGCUCUCCGCCCAGCGCACACGGGAAGCCCUGGUCCUUCUGCCGGAUGCUGCGUCCCUUCCCAUCCUCUGCACGGGAGGCGGGUUGCUGCUGCGGGUGGCCGUGCUCCUUGCGGUUCCCUUGGGAGGGGCCUUCUGCUAAGGCAAAUAUGUUUCACCUUGUACAGCGAUGUUGUUCCAACAUACCUUUAAAACUCCAGAAGUUGACCCUUCACAGGCUGCUACAGUAUGGAAGGAAUAAGUCCAUUUGUUCUUCUCCUGCCAGUCUCCCUCUGCAGAGAGUUCUUUCCCGUCCAUCGGGACCUCAGCUCCUCAGCCAGGCCUCAGCCUGUGUAACUAAGGCCCAGGAAUUCCAUUGCUCCCUCCCCUGCUUAAAGAAAAAGAAACCACAAGAACCUGAACCCCAACAACUGGGGCUUCUGCGCCAUGAUAUGAAGUCACUAAAGGACUCACCAAAGCCUGCCUUUUACCUGGGCCUUGCAGGGUUGAUUCCAUUUGUUUCAGUGCCGGUGAUAAUGGCUAUCCAACACACCUACUACCCUGAACUGGCAUUUGCUCAAAUGACAUAUGGGGCCACUAUAGUCUCUUUUCUAGGAGGAAUCAGGUGGGGAUUUGCUCUCCCAGAAAAUAGCCCAGCCAAUCCUGAUUGGAUGAACUUGGGGAACAGUAUAGUUCCCCCUUUAUUAGCCUGGUUUGCCAUACUUUUUAAAGAUAACCUCAGUCAAGCUGCAAUCAUGGUGAUAAUUGGUUUAGGGAUAGCACUGCAUUAUGAUCUUGCUGUUCUUCCUACUUAUCCCAGCUGGUUUAAAGGCCUAAGGGUAUUACUAACAGUGGUGGCAAUAAUUUCAUUGGUCAUCACCUUGGUUCUUAUGGAUGUUUAUCCAGAGAAGCAGCUAAGUAACAGUGCAAGUAAAAGUAAAUGAAAGUGAAACAUCAUAAGCCAACAGACAAGAAUUUUUUUUUUCCCUGUCAAGCCACUGCAGAGUUUUGUAUGAAGUUCUAAGAGGAGCAAAAUAAACUGCUUAGCUUCUCUAUGCUUCCAGGAUUACAUCCAUGAGUAGAAAUCAGAAAACAGCAGCUUGCAAGAUGCUUACUUUGGGAGCAACCAGUUUCCAAGCAAGUUAAGCAAAGAAUGAUUUAUAGAUACAUUAUUCACUCUCUUUAGAUUGUUUUGAAGGCAGUAUGCAUCUUCCCUUAUUUGUACAGCAAGCACCCAAUCCUGACUGAGAUCUUUGGGUACUACUGUAAUAUACAUUUAAAUGUUUAGAAAUAGAUUGAACUGAUGUAUUAUAAAGAAUAAUCAUUAAAAUAAGGAUGGGUCAAGAGGCGUAAUUAUAAGGUGUGCCAAGUUCUGCAAUGAAGGAAUAAGGCCUUAGCUUUUGUAAACGUUAGAAGCCUUUUGGCUGAAAACCAUGGGAUGAAAGCACUUCCUGUUCCCACUGAAAAUGGAACAAUGACUGCACUAUAUUUAAGUUUGUAGACAAUUGGAAGAUUCAUGAUGUGCAAGGUUAUGAUAUGUACAGUGCUUUUUUUUUUUUUGUAAUGCUGUUUGUAAAUACCACACCUACACCCCCAUAGGACAAGCUUCUUCCCUGACCCCAAUUCUACUGAUGAGAAAAUAUACACGAAACAUAGUAAAUAA